Saprolegnia parasitica CBS 223.65 is the source of this 183-nucleotide messenger RNA. RefSeq lists its product as hypothetical. NCBI's taxonomy places the organism in Eukaryota, Oomycota, Saprolegniomycetes, Saprolegniales, Saprolegniaceae. The transcript is spliced from 2 exons. Bases 1 to 183 code for a protein of 60 amino acids. The record is from RefSeq and is a predicted model, not a curated record.
AUGAACUCGCCCAUUGCCUUUGACGCGCCGGUGGCCGAAAGCAUCGACCAUCAGUGGAUCUCGUCCGACGACGCGCUGCACCAAGUGAAAGACGCUUCGUCGCUCGGCGCGUGGAUGCUCGAUACCGCUCUCGACGUCGGUAUGAGCCAGCUCCAGUCGACGCAGGUGUACCUCCGCAUCUAG